Molecule: messenger RNA, 3822 nt
Organism: Daphnia carinata
Lineage: Eukaryota; Metazoa; Arthropoda; Branchiopoda; Diplostraca; Daphniidae
Product: mitogen-activated protein kinase kinase kinase 13-like
Exons: 9
Coding region: 174-3032 (952 amino acids)
Biological process (GO): protein phosphorylation
Molecular function (GO): JUN kinase kinase kinase activity; ATP binding
Source: RefSeq, a predicted model, not a curated record
CGCGGAAGGAUCUGCCAUAAUACGUAGCAAAAAAAAAAAAAAGGGAACUCACCCUUUUAACGGUGGCAAACUGCAAGCGAGGUCGCUAGUCGUCGUUGUGCGUUGGAUGUCGUCAGUAACGUUUGACACGUAGAUUGUGCACAGCAAACGAGUGUGUGUUUUUUCUUCACACCAUGUUGUUGCUGAUUUGUUUCGGCUGUAGAAGCAGUAGCUCACUAGUAGCUAGCACCGCAGGCACUUCCGGCUCGUCCAGUAACGCGGAACGCCUAGAUAACAGUAGCUGCAGCAGGAUGGGACAUCGUCCUUCUGCGGGAGGUUUGAAUCCAUUGCCAUCGGCAUCGCUUCCGCCUCCUAUCCAGACCCAAGUUUGCUCCUCACCAGCCGGGCCAUCGGGUCAACAGCAUCUAGACGUUGUGACAACAACAGCUCAUGACUUGGCCGAAUCGCGAAGUGGUGGAUGGUUGGGUGGGAUUUUCGGUUGUUUUCGGCCAGUCUUUUGGAGUCUUACAGCCAAAGUGAAUAAAGAUGAAUGGGAGAUACCGUUUGAAUCAUUGCGUGACCUCGAAUGGUUAGCAUCCGGAGCUCAAGGUACCGUCUUUAAAGCCCGCAUGCGUAAUGAGAUUGUGGCCGUCAAAAAAGUUAAAGACAAAGCAGAAGCCAAUAUUCGUGACAUUCGCCAACUCCACCAUCCUAACAUUAUCCAUUUCAAGGGCGUGUGCACUCGAGCUCCUCCUUAUUGUUUGAUUAUGGAAUUUUGUCCAAACGGAACACUGUACAAUUUUCUGCGUAACGAUAACAAUACGUUGUCGCCUAGAUUGACUGUCGAUUGGGCUGUCCAAAUCGCUUCCGGAAUGCAUUAUCUUCAUCAAAACAAGAUCAUCCAUCGUGAUCUCAAAAGUCCAAAUGUCCUACUCGCUGAUAAUAAUGUGGUAAAAAUCAGCGACUUUGGAACGUGUCGGACUUGGAAUCAAAUCAGCGUUGAAAUGUCCUUCAUCGGUACCUAUGCAUGGAUGGCUCCUGAAGUCAUACGCAAAGAACUAUGCUCGGAAAAGAUGGAUGUUUGGUCUUACGGUGUAGUUCUAUGGGAGCUACUCACCUGUGAGAGUCCAUAUCGAGACAUUGACCAAGCGGCCAUCAUUUUCGGCGUUGGUAACAGCACACUUCACUUGCCUCUUCCGCCAACCGGUCCAGCCGGUUUCCUCUUGCUUAUGCGGAUGUGCUGGGAUCCUAAACCGCGAAACAGGCCAUCCUUUUCUUCCAUUUUGCUCCACUUGUCGAUCGCUUCCGCCGAUCUCGUCAAUCAAGACCCGGAACACUACGCCAAGCAACAACAAGAAUGGAAAAAGGAAGUCCGUUCACGGCCCAGCUACGUCGCUAAAGCAGGUUCAGCCGCUUCCAGCACGUACAGCAGCCGGAAUCACCGUCGAGCGCAACUCUCAUCCUCCAGCGAUUCUCUGAACGACAAUUACAAUCCAAAUAAUAACAACAACGGCAACCAACAGACGACAUACCAAUUCGCGGAAUCUGAUGGAUCUCAGGAUCCUUUUGUAAGGCAAGCGGCUGAAAUCAAGCACGUCAAUGAAAUUCGAGCCCUUUACGAAGAAAAGCUGGCAUGUGUAAACAGCCUAUUUGACGAAAUGGCUACACUUAAAGCUAUGCUCGAAGAGCAAGCGAGGAAUAGGCCCAAGAGGAAGAAGCCAAGUAAAAGGAAUUACAAAAUGUACCUGGUAAGGCCCAUUCAAGAACGCUUGACUGGAUCAAAGAAAUCAUAUUCAACCGCAGGGGAAACCGGUAUCAGGCCCAGAUCUGAAGUUUUUCUUGAAGUCGAAGAAGAUUCAGGUCAGCCCGUCACGGUGCUACGACCGUUGCCCGGCUUGAGGUGCCAUGAUACGCCCCAGUUGGUCAACUACGGCAAACGUCGGUCGUGUCGCGUUAAAGUCCUUUCCCACUCCCAAUCGCUACACAGGCGGUCGUGGAGCGUCGGUGGAUCCAACGUCCAUCAGACAAUGAUGCGACGCAGCGAAUCACACCUCCGUCGACUGGAACAUGUUUCAGAAAACCCUUCAGCAACGCCUGGAACGCGACAGAAAAGCUCACGGCCAGGGUCUUCCGCUUCAUCUUCCUCUUCUCGUUCUUCAUCGAAUCGACGGAAUUCUGCUGCGCUGGUAGACGCUGGGACGCAAACAAUCAUCGAAGACGGACACGAUCCAGUGGCAGAAAGCUGUUCCAUUACUCCCUCUGGAAGCCGGAGAAGUAAAGGUGAUGGUUUGGAAUCACCAGCUUUGAUUCGUCAGAGACGAAGCCAACAACAGCAAACUGCCCAGGAAUCCAGCGAAACUGAACCUGAGGUUGUUGAAGAGAUUGAGGAGGAGACGUACAAAUGGGAAAGAAAACGCGGUCGGGCUAGUGGAAGUAGUCAACACCUUUCGCUCUGCGAGGCGUCCAAUCAGAGCGUCAACGAUCCUCGCCAGAUAUCCUUGGGUAACGGCAGAAGAUACACAGUCGACAUGAGCCAAUACACGUACAAUGAUGCGUGGAAUAAACGUGCACAUCAGCAAUCCGCAUUCGAUGGAACUCAUCCUCCAUUUUCUCAGGGCAAAGCUUGUACAUUACCAGCCAGGAUGAACGCACUGAAUCUUUCAAGACAUUCCAGUUGGGAAACGUGCUCCGAACAGGAAGAUAAUAGUCUUCCGGCGACCAAAAGUGUAACGUUUGAUCCUACACUCCGACGUAGAAGUUUGGGACGGAAUCCCAUCCGGUCGCGAAAAUCUUUCAAGGACCGGCCCACUUCUGUUUAUCCUGUCAAAUCAUCCGAUUCGGUAGAAGAGAAUCCCUCUUCACUUCCAGUUGAUGCUGGAGAACUGUCGGAUGUUGGUUUCUAUUACGAUCUAGAUGGAAACGUUCAGUCAGACGAGAAGGAAAAAUCUAUGACUUUUCUGGAUUCAUGUGGUAACAUUGCAGCUACCUCGUCCAGUACUAACGCCAAUUCAUCAUGUCUGAAUCUGGCCAAUAGCGAUCAGUCUUUUGCUUGAAACAUAUUCUAUUUACUGUUGCCGACCAGGGAAUGUUACUGCAUAAUUACGAAAUUUCUUCCCAGUCGUCGACUAUUUUAAUUUUUUGUUUUUAUUUUAUUACCUGUCUGCAUAGAUGAAUCCGAGCCAACUUGUCAAGCUUAUCUUGCCAACCAAUAACGUUUCGUUAUUUCGUCUUCACAUUCCCACCCACCGCUCGUUCGGUACCUGUGUAUAUAUAUUAAAACGUUAGUUUUGUUUUAAGAUUGUUUUUUAGCAAGUAACAACAUUCAGCAACACUGAGAAACUAUCUUUGAGCUGUUAUGGUUUUGCAAUGGUAGCUAAGGUCAGCUAUGACCACCACACAGGUCAAAUGCAACUUUACGUUGGUGCAACGUAACAACGGGCCAAGAACAAGACAAUGAAAGAUUUUUCCUCUGCUCCCAUAAUGUUAAGCAAUAUGUCCUUAACGUACGUCACAUAAUGCAACGUUUAAAUAAUAUGAAUGGCCAAUUCCAGUAGUUUUGAAGGUCAACCACGAAAGAUGUCUUUUUCACCUUUGCUCAGCUGUUCAGAAUGAAAAUGUCUAGGAAUUCUAUGUACUUAUACGCGCGAACUUGAGCUGUGAUUUCAGUUGGUUACUUUCAAAACAGGCCAGUCAAAAUUCCACAGAGUACACAAAUAAUAUUCGUGCAGAUAUGUUGUCUUUUUUCGAUUGCAACUUUCGUUCCUGCCUUUGUACGUUUAAAAUAUUGUAUAAUAUAAUAGAUCUUGUCGUCGAAUGGUUAGUACACAAGAACUAAAGCCUUUA